AUGAUUCAACGGGCCCACAAGAGCCUGCGCAAUUACAGCACCAAGCUUGCCGGUAGCGGCAGAUAUGCCGUGGACUGUAAGCGGAAACGAGCUGGGAAGACUUCGCCCGGUACUGUUCACGUGUCGCCGUUGCGCGAAGAUCACACGCUCAAAGCUCCGAGGCAUGAACCGAUGAAAGUUGUCGAGUUGGCUCCAGAGGUGGAGAAGAACUGGCAUAUCACGUAUAGUACCAAAAGCCUGCCAGAGGAGAGGUGCCAGUACACAAAGCCAAUACCACAGAACAGUGCUGUGAGGGUGACAAAGCUGGGCGCCUGGAUGGGCUUGCGGCCGAUGGUAUCGACUAGAAGCACCGAUAACCAACAAAACGAUGUUGCCAACGGCGAUCUUGUGCGGGUUGAGGUGCACAUUAUCGGCAGAGGCAUAGCCAAUGCGCUGAGGAUGGCCGAAUUGUUGAGACACAGCUCCCAGAAGGCGAUAUCGAUGAAGAACCAGGAUCCUGCGGUGCCGAGCAGAAAUCCGCUACAGGAGCUUUUGCACCCACGCUGCGACGACGGAUUCUGCACGUACGGCUUGCUCCUCUUCCACGUCGCCUACGCGAUCACCCUUGAGGUAGGCCAAAGCAUCCGCGCGAGCGCGGGUGACGUCAUCAUAAGCUCGCCGUCGGAAUAG
Molecule: messenger RNA, 669 nt
Organism: Saxophila tyrrhenica
Lineage: Eukaryota; Fungi; Ascomycota; Dothideomycetes; Mycosphaerellales; Extremaceae
Exons: 2
Coding region: 1-669 (222 amino acids)
Source: RefSeq, a predicted model, not a curated record